Molecule: messenger RNA, 992 nt
Organism: Lottia gigantea (owl limpet)
Lineage: Eukaryota; Metazoa; Mollusca; Gastropoda; Lottiidae
Exons: 6
Coding region: 1-861 (286 amino acids)
Source: RefSeq, a predicted model, not a curated record
AUGCUGAACAUCUGUGAGAAAAUGAUGAAACUGGUUGUUGUUGCUGCUCUAGCUAGUUUAAUUGCUGUUACAUCAGCAGGCUAUGGUGGUAUGGGUAUGUUAGGAGCUGGUAUGUUGAUGAACCCAAUGAUGUAUGGUGGUAUGAUGAACCCUAUGUUAAGUAUGUAUGGAAUGGGUAUGAUGAAUCCUUAUAUGAUGGGCAUGUAUGGAAUGUACCCAGGCAUGUACGGAGGAUUUGGUAUGGGUGGCCUAGGAAUGAUGGGCGGUCUUGGAAUGAUGGCUGGCAUGACUCCUUAUGGUGCAAUGGGAGGAUUCGCAGGUUUAGGACCAAUUGGUGCCACAGGAAACACCGCAAAUAGUAACCGACCUGUCACAUGGAGCCUAAUCAGCUCCCUUCGUCGCUGUUUAUUUAGCCAACAAGUGAGCGCCUUACACAGGAAUGUGAUGACACUUUACGUAACUAUAAAAGGCUGGCGAAACGAUAAGAUGAUAAACGUGGUAGUUAUUGCUCUAGCUUGUCUUGUUGCCGCCUCACAGGCUGGUUUGUAUGGUGGAGGAAUCGGUUUGAACCCGUUUAUUGGAUACCCUGUAGGACUUGGUACAUUCAGUCCGUUUUUUGGUGGGAUUAAUCCAUAUUUUGGUGGAAUUAGUCCACAUAUUGGUGGAAUAAGUCCGUUUUAUGGCGGAUUAAGUAAAUUUGGACUAGGUGGUUUAAAUGGUUUUGGUUUACAUGGUCUUGGUUUUAACUCAUACGGUUCUUAUAACCCAUUAUUAGGUGCCGGUAUUGGAUCUUUAUACGGGUUAGGAGCUGCGAAUUGGCUUGGAGGAAAUAACGUUGACCAAAGUCAACAGAAUGUUUAAAAAUGUGAGUGAGACGGAUGGAUGAUAUUUAACGGUUGGAUUGUAAAAUACAUUGAAGGAGCGCAACAUACAUACAUGAGAUGUAUUAUAUAUAUCUAUUAUUUAUUUGUGAAUAAACUCAAUAUUACAGU